Molecule: messenger RNA, 1308 nt
Organism: Pneumocystis murina B123
Lineage: Eukaryota; Fungi; Ascomycota; Pneumocystomycetes; Pneumocystales; Pneumocystaceae
Exons: 10
Coding region: 1-1308 (435 amino acids)
Cellular component (GO): Cul4-RING E3 ubiquitin ligase complex
Molecular function (GO): protein binding
Source: RefSeq, a predicted model, not a curated record
AUGAUAUAUUUGAGCAAUAUAAAUAUUUUAUCUUAUCUUUAUAAUUCUUUUUUAGACGAAAAAAAACGAAGAUAUUUCAAGAUUUCUGAAGAUCAUGUUGUCGGUGUUUCAUAUCCAUAUUCUUUGGGAAAUAUCUAUAAGAAUAAGAAGAAAUCUAUUGAAUCAAAAAAACAGAGAACAUUUGCUCAAACAGCUAAAAAAAUAAGAACAUGUUUUUUUCAAAGAAACCUUAAUAGAGAGCUUGGAAAACUACAUGGAGGAUUGUUUGAGCAUUCUCUUAUGUAUUCAUAUGAUAUGCUUUGGAUAGAGCGAUUGUUUUUGUUUGAUAGAAAAGAAUUAAGUCUUCAAGGUGGUAGUUCGAUUACUUGUUUAAAUUUCAGUCCAGAUAUGAAUAAUAUUCUUUUUGGAACAUCAGAUGGACUUUUAGGAGUAGUUAAAGUUGCUUCUAUUACGAAACAUCAUGAAUUUCUUCAAUUAAAUAUUUCUCAAUCAACUUCGGGAUUAACAUCUUUAAAUGUCAGUUCUAAUGGUAUAUUUAUUUGUACAUUUAUGGGCAAUGAAAAAAAACCAGGGCAUUUUCAAAUAGGAACUAUAAGAAAAAAUACAGAGGAAAAUUUAUCAGAUUAUGGUAUAAAUGUUACAGUAAUUCCUCAAGGUAAAAAUACUUUAUGGGCAUCUGCUAUUGCGCCAUCAGGUGAAAUAGCAGCAAUUGGUGGAUCUAAGAUGGCUAUGGUAAUUAAAGGAAUCGAUGGUGCUAAUUAUACAUCCUAUUCAUAUAAUCUUAAAAGUGAUGUUUUUGCUAUUAAAUUUUUAAAUACAAAUACCUUUUUAGCUGGAUAUCGUAAUGGAUGGAUAGAUUUACUUGAUACUCGAUGUUUAGGAUCAACCAAGUCAUGUUUUACUAAUUCUUUGAUCAAACAUAAAUCUAGUAUUUCGAAUUUUGAUUUAACUAGUGAUUAUCAUCUUGUUGUUGCUGGAUUAGAAAACUCUCUAAAUAUGUAUGAUAUAAGAAUGAUUCACUCUGAAAAAGAUAUGUUUUCUCGGCCUGUAUUAUUCUUUAAUGGUUAUACUAAUGAAUGUUCUUUUGGGUUGGGUUUUGAUAUUAGUCGAAAUAGGAGAAUUGUUGCUGCAUCGGGACAGGAUCAAAUUUAUUUUUGGUCUACAUUGGAUGGAAGAUUAUUACGAAGAAUUAUGGUUAAAUCCAAUAGAGCAUGUCGUGCAUUUAAGUUUUAUGAAACAUCUACUAAUUCGUUUGAGGAGUUAUGUCUUGCUGAUGAUAGCUAUUUAGAAUGGUGGUGUUCUAAUUAA